GGCAACUAUACAUCACGUCGUCUGUUCGGUAGAGGCCUGUCACUGGGUUUGUUUACUUCCUGCCCACGGCCCUCCUUGUUGUAUGUCGAUGAAAACUAAUAGCAUGGAAAUAUAUGGAAGCAGGUCCUGUUGGGAGAGUGCAGUAGGGAGCUCCUUCACAAAAAGUCAUCCUAAUCUAGAUUUGUCUGUUCAAGGUGCACAUACUACAACUUGCAUUAUAGAGACAUGUUUACAAUCAAGGGUGGAGGCAACAAAGAGGUCCAUGGGGACUGGUCUCAGCUAUAUCCUGUGCACAGAACCUUUAGAAUAUAAGACUGAGAAUGAGAACCAUACCACUCCUACAAAAAGUGAGCAUUUGCAAGAAACUGGCAACUGCACCCUGUUUAAAGGCAAUAGUGAAUUACUGAUUUGUGGGUGCUUGUUGAAACAGAUGCCCAAAAGGUUCUUCCCCUACCCUUGAUAGUUUAUAUUGAAAUUUUGUUUCCUUAUGAUGGGACCCUAAGAUAAGUAAAAAAUUGUUCAUUCUGAUGUAACAGCUGUGAAUAUUCUUGUGGAGUGACAAAUGGUGAUUAUGGAGUGACUAAUGGUGAUUAGGAAGAUGAGUCACAUUCUGAAUUGAGUGAAGGCAGGAACUUUGAGUUGUUAGACUGCAAAAAUGAGAGAAGUCCUGUAUGUCCCUAUCCUGCCUCAUUUCUCAGCAGGUAUCUUGUUAUGAUAAGAGCAAAAGCACAACAGAAUUUGCUCUGAUAAGAUGGGAUUACAAUCACGUACCUCAUAGACAUUCCAGCUGAAACUUUGGGAGGCUUUGGGAGCACUGGAUAGGUUUGAGUAACUAGAGGUAUGUAGAUUUCAACAGAUGAGUAAAAAAUUCAUCAGGGCACUUUGGAAGUAAAACAAAAAAAUUUUAAUUACAUGAUCUCCCCUUGUUUUUUGUGUCUCUUACAUAAAGAUCAUGUCAGUUUUUAAAACAUGAGGACUAAUCACAGGAAUCUAACAGCAAGAUGGCACAUGCUGCGCCUUGUGAAACAAUCCAGAGAUGACCCUCAGGCUCUGUUGAAUGCUAAGCAGUUUGAGUUCUUAUCUACUGUAUAUUGAUCAGUCCUUGUUGGUAUUGUCAUCAGAGUAGUUUACCAAGAAAACUGAGUCCCCUAACUAUCCUUGUUUGUUGUUGUAGAUUAAGCUGACCUUAUGCCAGCACGGGCUCUUGCUCAUAGAGUAGCCCGUAAGGUAGCUAUCCUUCAUAAGGCUGACCUGAAGUGCUUUUUCUCGAACUGGGGACAAAGAUUGGUGGACAGUAAGUAUGAGGAAGUUUGGGAACUUGAUGGAAAAAAAAACAAGGAGUAAGAUAAGAAACUUAAAGGACUCAAAGCAAUGUACCUUAUGUCAAAGUUUCACAGCAAAGAACUUUCAGUGUGGCCUAUAGUUCAAUGGAAAUUCCUUUGUAUUCAGUCUGUUGUCAGCUCAGUAGUGCAAGGGCUGAAAGCAGUUUCUGUUUAACUAGACACUGCUAAAAUGUGUAACGAGGAUAUGAACCUCGUUAUUCAUUUGGUAAACGUGUAACUCCGAGUGUCAGGCAAACCAACACACAAAUCUCUCUCUCUCUCUCUCUCUCUAAGCAACCAGCAGCCCGUGACUCUUCUUUCUCUCUCUCUCUCCAAGCAAUACCUCUCUCUCUCUCUCUCUCUCUCUCUCUCUCUCUCUCUCUCUCUCUCUCUCUCUCUCCACUCUAACAGGUAAUCAAAAUGAGAGUGUUGCAUUAUAAAAAAUACAUUUAUUUAACAACAAAAGAUAGUAAAUCAAUCAGGUCUCACAGACUAACUUAAUUCAGAUAAACCCCCAAUACUAAAAUGUCUAAACAGUAAUCAGUCACACCAAAUGUCUAUUCUCCAAUCUGGGACUCCCUGUCCCAUUAGGACUCUUGGUCCCCACAUAGUUCCGCCAGAACUGUCUGUUUCAAAGACAUGAAAACCACUCAUAAGUACACAUAAGUAUAACAACGAAGAUUAAAGAUUGGAUAUUCUCAUAGAUGUUAAACAGACAACAAGCCCCUCUUUGGCUAAAAUAGUAUAAGACUCACCCAUGCAGCCGGAAUCACACACAAAUUACAGACAAACUUUUGCAGAGCUUCCUCGGCAUCCUGCCUUUCUUCCAAAGACGCCUUUAUACCAAGUCCCUCAUAGACUUGGGUUAUGAUACAUUUUAAAAGGAAGAGGCGCAUACGCACAUAUAAACACACACUUCGUUAACGCCUCAUAUUACUGGCUACAACCAGUUUCCCAAAGGCACUUUAAAAAGAGCCCAUGAACUGAGGUACAUUGACUCUUCUAACUAUGUAGACAGAAACCAUUUAUCAGCUUUUCUCAGGUCGUUGCUUCGGCUCUGUUCUCCAAUAAGAUCACAACAAACAUAUUGGCAAUAUAUCAUUAAUUAUAACCCUAGGCCUUACAAAUGUCUUACUGUUUCAACUCAUGCUGAUGUAGGGAAACACUUAUAAUGACUAAGAUACUUUUAAGAUGAAACUAAAAUGAAGACGCAGUUAUCUGGAACAAGAAGAAAAGCCCAUUAUUGAAAUUACCUGAGAAUUUUACUGCAAACGGGAACAUCAAGGAAAGGAGAGAAAAUUGUCAACACGGGAAGAGGAAUAUAUUCAAAUUAAUCUGAAAUAACAAAAAUCAAAGUAAAUAAUCAAAACUUCAUGUGAGGAAACAUCUUGGAAGGAAGAUUCCAGAGAAAUGGAAGUAGCUCUACUACCUUCUUUGAAAUGAUAAGCACCAGAACCUACAACACUGCCAGGCUGCUUGAGUUGGUAUGACAAUAUGACAGCUUGACAUCUCGUCAGGAUUAUGCUACAGAUAUACCUUGGUGGGUAUAGUAUUUCCCUUCCGUGCAAACUCGUCAAUGUAAGGGGAAUGUGACAACAGUCCGAUUGGGCACCUGUUGGCUGGGGUGAAGCUUUGGGGUGUCAGGUAGUACCCUACAUUGAUGCCAUCCUGUUUUCCAAAGUCUCCUGCCCAUACAAGAAGCAUCGCGUGAAUUAAACCCUUGGACAUGUAUUUGGUCUUCCUGCUUUUUAAGGGAGCUUUUGGUGACCAGUUACAAUGAAGUCUACUUGAAACAAGGACUCCUGCGUAGUGGUGAUGUGGUUGACAUUUAAGUAAACUAAAAAUGUCUAAACAUUAGUGAUAUUUCAUUUUCAUUCAUUCAAAUCUUUUAAUUUUAAUCUCUAUUUUAAGAAGGUUUACAUAAGAAGCAAACAUUAUUUGUAACUAAGGUAAUGUAGGAUAUACAAAAGCUAAGGUAAUGAAGAAGCAAUCAUUAUUUUGACUUGCAUUAAGUAAGUGACAAUAUUCACAUAGAUGUUGUGAGCUAGAUAUAGACCUAGUAUUGUACUUUUGUUGGCUUCAAAUGGCUUUCAGAUGUUCAACUGAUGAAAUGGUAUAAAUAGACUUCAGGUUUAUUACUGUGUAAAUCACACAGAUUAAUACAGCAUCAUCUAAUUCUAAUGUCUUUUUGAGAAAGACAUAAAACCAGUUCAUAUUCAGAGUAAAUUAGUCAUUAUCUGCUUGAAAAGUAGUGAAGUACUUUGUUAGGUAGCCUUUUGACAAGGUAAAUAUGUCUCAAGUUAGUCAAGUAGAACUUGGAAAAGCUCAAAGUUACAGGAGUGACAGGAAUUUUCUAUAGAAAAGAUCACAAAGUUACAGGAAUGACAAGAAUUUUUCUAGUCGUCUGUGUCCAAGAUCAUAUCUGGUUCUGUGAUUUAAACACAUUUGUGAAUUUCAAGUAAGUAGUAGCUCUACCAGUAAGGUAAAA
Molecule: messenger RNA, 3810 nt
Organism: Macrobrachium nipponense
Lineage: Eukaryota; Metazoa; Arthropoda; Malacostraca; Decapoda; Palaemonidae
Exons: 4
Coding region: 83-460 (125 amino acids)
Source: RefSeq, a predicted model, not a curated record